Messenger RNA from Myotis daubentonii (Daubenton's bat), 2614 nucleotides. It is a transcript of the gene RPN2, whose product is annotated as ribophorin II. Lineage: Eukaryota; Metazoa; Chordata; Mammalia; Chiroptera; Vespertilionidae. Gene Ontology annotation, biological process: protein N-linked glycosylation. Gene Ontology annotation, cellular component: membrane; oligosaccharyltransferase complex. The record is from RefSeq and is a predicted model, not a curated record.
CCGGUACCAAGUGGACCUGAGCGCCGGGGGGAGCGGGCCUGUAUGCGAGGACCGCGAGGUCCUUUGGGCGCGAGGACCAGAAUUCCGGCUGUGGCUACAGGGAGCAGCCCGGCCCAGCGGGACGGCGGGGACUGACCUGUCCCUAGAGGGCAUCUCAGCACGCGGAGCCUGCCGCGAGUUCCCGGCGUCCCCUCCGGCGCGCUCCCGGAGCCACUUUUCUGAGCGGAAGUCCGCUAGCGGUGCGGACCCUUCUUGGACCUGCUCGGAGGAAUGGCGCCGCCGGGUUCAAGCACUGUCUUCCUGUUGGCCCUGACAAUCAUAGCCAAUGCCCAGGCUCUGACGCCCACUCACUACCUCACCAAGCAUGAUGUGGAGAGACUGAAAGCUUCGCUGGACCACCCUUUCACAAGUUUAGAAUCUGCUUUCUACUCCAUCGUGGGACUCAGCAGCCUUGGUGCCCAGGUGCCAGAUGUAAAGAAAGCAUGCGCCUUCAUUAAAUCAAACCUUGAUCCCAGCAAUGUGGAUUCCCUGUUCUACGCUGCCCAGGCCAGCCAGGUCCUCUCAGGUUGUGAGAUCUCUAUUUCAAAUGAGACCAAAGAUCUGCUUCUGGCAGCUGUGAGUGAAGACUCGUCUGUUACCCAGAUCUACCAUGCAGUUGCAGCCCUAAGCGGCUUUGGCCUUCCCUUGGCUUCCCAAGAAGCCCUCAGUGCCCUUACCACUCGCCUCAGCAAGGAAGAGACCGUGCUAGCAACAGUCCAGGCUCUCCAGACAGCAUCUCACCUGUCCCAGCAGGCUGACCUGAGGAGCAUCGUGGAGGAGAUUGAGGACCUUGUUGCUCGCCUGGAUGAACUGGGAGGUGUAUAUCUUCAGUUUGAAGAAGGACUGGAAACAACAGCAUUAUUUGUGGCUGCCACCUACAAGCUCAUGGACCAUGUGGGAACCGAGCCAUCCAUUAAGGAGGAUCAGGUCAUCCAGCUAAUGAAUACGAUCUUUAGCAAGAAGAACUUUGACUCACUCUCAGAAGCCUUCAGUGUGGCCUCUGCUGCCGCUGCACUCUCCCAGAAUCGCUACCACGUGCCAGUUGUCGUUGUAUCCGAGGGCUCUCCUUCUGACACUCAUGAACAGGCGAUCCUGCGGUUGCAGGUUACCAAUGUUCUGUCCCAGCCUCUGACUCAGGCCACUGUUAAACUAGAACAUGCUAAAUCUGUUGCUUCCAGAGCCACUGUCCUCCAGAAGACCUCUUUCACCCCUGUAGGGAAUGUUUUUGAACUAAACUUUGUGAAUGUCAAGUUGUCCAGUGGUUAUUACGACUUCUCUAUCAAAGUUGAAGGCGACAAUCGUUAUAUUGCAAAUAGUUUAGAGCUCAGGGUCAAGAUUUCCACUGAAGUUGGCAUCACAAAUGUUGAUCUCUCCACUGUGGAUAAGGAUCAGAGCAUUGCACCCAAAACCACACGGGUGACCUAUCCAGCCAAGGCCAAGGGCACGUUCAUCGCAGACAGCCACCAGAACUUUGCUCUCUUCUUCCAGCUGGUAGAUGUGAAUACUGGUGCUGAGCUCACCCCUCACCAGACAUUUGUCCGACUCCAUAACCAGAAGACUGGCCAGGAAGUAGUGUUUGUAGCUGAGCCGGACAGCAAGAAUGUGUACAAGUUUGAACUGGAUACUUCGGAGAGAAAGAUCGAAUUUGACUCUGCCUCUGGCAUCUACACUCUCUACUUGAUCAUCGGAGAUGCCACUUUGAAGAACCCAAUCCUUUGGAAUGUGGCUGAUGUGGUCAUCAAGUUCCCUGAGGAAGAUGCUCCAUCAACUGUCCUGUCCAAGAACCUUUUCACCCCCAAACAGGAAAUUCAGCACCUGUUCCGUGAGCCUGAGAAGAGGCCCCCUACAGUGGUGUCUAAUACGUUCACUGCCCUGAUCCUCUCGCCCUUGCUCCUGCUCUUUGCUCUGUGGAUCCGGAUUGGUGCCAAUAUCUCCAACUUUACUUUUGCUCCUAGCACGAUUAUCUUUCACCUGGGACAUGCUGCUAUGCUGGGGCUCAUGUAUGUCUACUGGACUCAGCUCAACAUGUUCCAGACUCUGAAGUACCUGGCCAUCUUGGGUAGUGUGACAUUUCUGGCUGGCAAUCGGAUGCUGGCCCAGCAGGCAAUCAAAAGGACUUUUGCUGGAAGAAUGUAAUUCAGUAGUGUGCCCUUCAACACGGCUGCUGAUUAAGUUGGUCAGAUCAGAGAGAAGCCUUCUCAGAGAUCAUUAGUGGGCAGGAGAGCCACACAUCUCAUCCCUGCCUGAAUCUCCAUUGUGAGCUUUCUAGGGCCUCACCAUCGAGACCCAGCCCCGACGUGCACCUGGACUGCCCUCAAUAAUCCAGAUUCCACCAGAGCUUCCCUUAGCACCAACAAUGGCAGCUGUUCAUUUUGCUGCCCCUCCAGCAGCCUUCACUUGGCAGCUAUGCAUUGCAUCUGAGAAAGGGCCAGGUGUUCUGAGUCCUUUUACUGUGCAGCAACAAGUCUAGGCUCCAGGGAACUCAAGGCCAUACUCUGCUGAGUUCUCUUAUUUCUGGAAGUUGCCCCACAAGACAAACAAAAUCAAGGGGAGAUAAGGGUGGACACCAUUUGAU